Messenger RNA from Talaromyces atroroseus, 2919 nucleotides. RefSeq lists its product as hypothetical. Gene Ontology annotation, molecular function: ATP-dependent DNA damage sensor activity; ATP binding; ATP hydrolysis activity. The transcript has 2 exons. NCBI's taxonomy places the organism in Eukaryota, Fungi, Ascomycota, Eurotiomycetes, Eurotiales, Trichocomaceae. Gene Ontology annotation, cellular component: mismatch repair complex. The record is from RefSeq and is a predicted model, not a curated record. Bases 1 to 2919 code for a protein of 972 amino acids. Gene Ontology annotation, biological process: mismatch repair.
AUGGCGGAGGAUGAUGCGCCCAUAUUACCGCUCCCACCAGAAGUGGCAAAAAAGGUGCAAUCCUCCGUGAGGAUAACGAAUCUGAAUGAAGUCGUCGUGGAAUUGAUAAAGAAUGCACUAGAUGCUGAUGCCGGGUCACUCAACAUCACCAUAGACUACAGAAGAGGUGGCUGUAUCGUGGAAGACGACGGAUAUGGGCUGCCGGCAGCAGAGUUUCAGGCUGGCAGUGGACUUUGUCGAGCUCAUUAUACCUCCAAAGCUGGUCGGCAGUCAGCAUCAAGCUACAAGGGACUGUUUCUAUCUGCGCUAGCCACCAUGUCACUUUUAAUAAUUAGUUCGCGGCAUCACAGUCAGCCCCAGACCAAUACAGUUAUCUUUCACGAGUCUAAAGUCAUUUCCCGCCUUAUGCCUGCUCCCACGCAUCAAGAGAUACAGGGAAGCCAUGGCACCAGAGUCACAGUGAAUAAUCUUUUCGGUAACAUGCCUGUUCGGGUUAAGCACCGAGCAUCUACUCUGCAUAGGCCGGAAGAUAUCGACAAAGAGUGGGAGGAGCUGAAAAGAAUGAUAGUAGCACUCGCUCUGUCCAAUGUACGACUUCAAAAACUACGCCUUUCCGAUAGAGAUAGAACCCACACAUUACAAAUCCGCCUCCCACAUGUUCCCGCAGAUGUUCCACAAUCAGAAGCCGCCGAAGCCGAAAUCUUACGCCUGCAAACUAUCUUUGCGCAAUCGGGCUUGAUUACAUCUACUGGAGCUAAUGAAUGGGUGCGCAUGUCAGCGAACACAUUGGAAGUUGCUGUUAAAGCAUACGUUGCACUUUCCUCUAGCCCUACGAAGUUAUAUCAGUUCAUUUCACUGGGGAUAAACCCCGUUUAUAAUGCACAUAGCAACACCAAUGUCUUAUAUAAUGAGAUCAACCAGGUCUUCACGGCCUCCGAUUUUGGACUAAGCGAAAGGUCAUUUGAAACUAACAGGGAUUCAGGCACCCUCGAAGGGCGUGGACCGAACUUGAGCGGUAUGGUAAGAGGUACCAAACGAUGGCCUAUGUUUUACUUGCGCAUCGACGUUAAAAAGUCUUGGGAUAUCUUUCCAAACGAUGAGCUGGUAGUCGAGUCAGACCGCACUUUACAACAUAUUACCGAGGUCCUGCACGCUAUGUUCUCUCAGUUCUUGCAGCAACAUCACUAUCGUCCUCGAAAGAGAAGAAGAGUCUUAAAAGAAGCACCAUCGAAACCUCGUCCUCAUGAUGCCGCUGCCUCAUCUUUGAGUGGCACUGAUAAGCGAACUGGAGACACCAGUCCUAUAACCUCUGUCAGAGGUGUGCCUGCGACGGCUUCCAGGGAAGCUUUCGAUAGCGGUGUCAAGAUACCUGCCCCAUUCAGGAAACAAUGCUCGCAUUACUUCAACAAUUUUACCAGCUGGUCUAGGGUCAAAACUGGGGACAACAAGACCAUCAAUGAUUUGUUGUCAUGUCAGCCGAAAGAGCAUAGCUACCGAAGAACUACUGGAUCUCCUUUGGAUGUUGAGUUCUUUGACAUUCCGUCUCGGUUUGAGGAAAAGCCCCUGGAUGAAGCGAUUCAAACUCUGCACUCGAGACAGGAAACGACAGAUGGACUUAUCCGAUGGGUUGACCCUAGUACUAACGGCGUAGUACUUGUUAACUCACGAACGGGGCAGUGUCCAGCCAGGCAUCCUGAGAGCGACAGACCAAAUACGACAAUUGGCUUUGUUCGGCCUCGCUCGACUGACUCUUUGAUGAGUAGAUACAGCAGAGAAUGCAUUGAACGCCCACAAUCUGCACCAGCUCGAAGUGAAUCUGUCUGGUACGAAAACCUGAUUGAUAAUUGGGCUAACCCUGUUUUCUCGCGGCUUGAAAAGCCAAUCAUGUCAAUCGCGGCUGACACUGCUUUUGGCGACUAUUCUACUCGCAAUGACAUACAAGGAUGUCACCAUCACAGCUGGGGCCUAGCGGAUAUGACAGAAGCCAUCAAUAAAAACAGCGGCAGGCUUUCUCGGAAAGGUCUUGCUAAAGCAGGAGUCAUUGCGCAAGUCGACCGCAAAUUCAUCCUCGUAAAAAUGGCGACGGCUCAAGAACACCGCCGUGAAGAUGGCAAAGCUGACAAGAUUUUGGUUCUUGUCGAUCAACAUGCGGCGGAUGAGCGAUGUCGUUUGGAAAAUUUGCUAUCCGAUAUGUUCACGGUAGAUGGAAUAACUGCAAAUGUUUCCAUUCGCGUGCAUACACUACCAACGCCUAUACAAUAUCCCAUACAAGAGAACGAGGUGACGCCCUUCCAGACGUAUUCAAAAUAUUUCUCGUCCUGGGGGUGCCACUACAAGGUAGAGCAGAUGCUCAUCGAUACAACAAAGAGACGACCCGCAAUCAUAAUCGAAGCUCUGCCACAUGUAAUUGUCGAAAGAUGCAGACUGGAACCAAAGCUAUUCAUUGACGUUUUAAGGAAGGAAACAUGGAGCAGAGCAGGCGAACGAGUUCCACCACCACGACCAUCUACCACUACCAACUCUGCUCCGAAUACCAGCUCACCGAUGCAACGACCCUUCCCAUGGCUACAUUGGAUAGCAGGCUGUCCUGAAGGAAUAACAGACCUAAUAAACUCGCGAGCCUGUCGAAGCUCAAUAAUGUUUAACGACUUUUUAUCCAUGGAAGAAUGCAAAAGCCUUAUAUCUCGACUUUCGGGCUGUGUAUUUCCAUUCCAAUGUGCUCACGGUCGACCGACCAUGAUUCCGAUUGUUGCGGUUGACGACGACGACGACGGUCGUCGGCAUGCUCAUCCUCCGCAUACUUUACCUGUUAUCCCUGUUAUGUCUGAAACAGACAGCGAUUAUUCUUACUUUGAGAACCGCGACAAUCUGAAAGAGCAAAGCUUUUUUGAGGCGUUCAAGAAGUGGAAACGCAAGUAA